This is a messenger RNA of Podarcis lilfordi (Lilford's wall lizard), 29602 nucleotides long. The record is from the annotation of a GenBank genome assembly. Lineage: Eukaryota; Metazoa; Chordata; Lepidosauria; Squamata; Lacertidae.
AAAAAGCCCGUUAUUUAGAGGCACCGGAAAUGAAAAUGAAUGGAAAUGGAAAUGAAGCCUGGAGUGCCCAACGUCGUCGUUGGCUUAAAAGAAUCGUUGGCGUUUCCAUUGUGAGACACCGGGAGUAUAAACAAUCAAACCGGGAGGUGCGGAAGGAGAGAAAAGAAGGAAAGAAAAAGGGAAGAUUUUGACUGAUGAGAAGCAAGCCUCCCGUGAAAAAAAUUAUGAAUGAAGUAAUUAUUAAUGUGCAGCCUGUUUACACAGUUUGGAGAAUGAGUCGAGCGAAACUCUUGACAGUCGGCGAGCACAAAUGAAUUUCAGAAGCAAAAGAGCUCAGCAGUCGAGUCAGGAUUAUUAAUGAACUUGUUGGUGUAAUGUUAUUGGAAACUGGACUCACUCCCAAUUAAUAACUCUGUAAAUAUAAAGCUAUUUAUUACAUUUCUGCAUGGCAGCGCAUCCUUCUUCUGUGUCUGUUCAGAUGCAAAAGAGCCAAGGCUAGACUGAGAAGCCUCCUGUUUCAUGGUCACCUGUAGAGAAAUGGUUGAAACAGCUUUGUUAUUCUUAGGCUCCAUAUGUCUCUCUCUGGCUUUCAGAGUUCUGAAUUACUUAGUCUGCUUUCUGGAGCGGGGCCAAUGCAUUAAGAAUCCUCCAUCGCUCCGUUUCCUAAUUUCUGAAUUUUGUAAAGAAAGAUAGGACAGCCCUCACCUUCCCAUUGUGGACAUGAGUAUUAGGAGAACACAAUCUUGCUAUGGGGAAGUGAGGCCUCCAUGAGAUCUAGCAUGCUCGACAGUAAUGCUUUUGGGAGGGAAUUGGCCUGUGGAGGUGUCCAAAGGAAAUAAACAUUGGAGGGGAAUUAGAGGAAUUCUCUUUAUUAUUUAACAGGGGCAUCAUUCUAGAUUCAGGUAGGUAGCCAUGUUGGUCUGAUGCAGUCAAAAUAAAUAAAAAAAUAAAUAAAAAAUUGUCCCGUAGCACCUUAGAGACCAAUUCCAAACACCCAAACCAUCUUUGAAUAUUUUUUUAAAUCAUCCUUUUUUUAAAAAAAAGAAAUUCAGAAGGAACAGGGUCCAAUUUUAUGGUUCAGGGACAGCCUGGGCAAAAUAGAUACUUCUUCACAAGACAUCUGAAGGAACGAAUAGAUGAUGCUUCACACAAGGCAGAGGGAGGGUCAUUCCACAGAAUAGGGCAAUGGCAGAAAAUAGCUAUUAUGAGGUUUGAAUUUCUCCAAUAUUCUUUGUGACAGAUCUAACCUUGGUAGGGAUAGGUGAAUCUGUCAACGUUGGGAUCUUUCAAUUUCUCAUUUUUCUAGCCCAAAGUUCAGGUUUUUUUUUAAAGUCAUCAUGAAAAUUAAACCAACAUUUUAGUGCAAAUUUCUCCUAAUAUGGAAAUUUCCCAUAUACAUAUACAUAUUUUGGCAGAGCAAUUUUCCCAAACAUGAUGCAUUUUUUUUUUGCCUGUUACUUUCAGUUAUAUAUGUAUUCUAUGCACACUUUGCCACAGUAUAGGCAAUUUUUGUAUACAUCACUUAGCUGGAGAACUGCACUGCAAAAUCUGGAGAAGUGAAAAUCUCGAAGGAUGACUGCGUUUCAGUUUUCGUAUUGUUUCAGGAAGUGCAAAUCAGGUAAGAUCUCCUUUAAAUGCAAGCCAAAUUGAAUCUCUUCCCGUUCCUAAGCCUAGGUGCAGCAAGUGUCCUGCGUGAAGAGUCCCUGUAGGCCAUAACUCAGUUGACUUGCUCACCACUGUACAAAACCUCCUUGCAUGGCAGAAACCAUGCAGUUUGCAAUACUGCCUACAGUUCUGUUCCAUGCACCUCAAAAAGGAGAGAUUACAAGGGGUAAAAAAAGAAUGGAUCUACCAUGCCAUAUUAGAAGCAAAAAAACUUGUUCUGAUGAAUCGGAAGAGCCACAAAAAGAUUCCAUUGAGCACAUGGAUUGACAAUAUGGACAGACUGACCACAUGUCGAUGCAAAUUAAGAAUGGAUAAAUCUGAAGAAAUCUGGAAGGAAUAUGUAAGCGAUAAGGCGGACAGUGGUGGGAAGUAGGGGGAUGAGAGGUGGGGAAAUAUUGUUAAAAAGGUGUCGUCAUAGGUAUACCAGUACUCAAAUCUGAAAUGUUAAAUUGUGUUAUUAGUGUUAUUGUGGUUUUUGUUGUAUGUGUUUUUUGUGGUUGUUGUUUGUAUUGAAAAAGUGAUUAAAUAAAUUUUAAAAAAAAUUGUUGGAAAAGGAUCAUAAUGAUCAAGUGGGUGGAGUGGCUCCCCUAUGAAUAAAGGUUGCUGUGUUGGGGAUUUUUUUUUAGUUUAGAGAAAAGGCAACUAAGGGGAGACAUGAUUGACGUUUAUAAAAUGCCACACAUAGGCACGGGUAAAGCGAAGAGAGAAAAGUUUUUCUUCCUGUCUCAUAAAACUAGAACUCGUGAACAUCCAAUGAAUGUUGAGAGAUUUGGGACAGAUAAAAAACAAGUCCUUCUUCAUGCACACCCUCCAACAUCCCUCAGAUUAAAAUAGGGACAUUUCACUUCUCCCUUCAAAUGACCCUCCUCGACUCCUCCAUUUGUUGUCCUCCCCUGUAGACCAUUUAUACCCCCACUACAGUGGUACCUCAGGUUAAGAACUUAAUUUGUUCUAGAGGUCCGUUCUUAACCUGAAACUGUUCUUAACCUGAGGUACCACUUUAGCUAAUGGGGCCUCCUGCUGCCGCUGCACCGCCAGAGCACAAUUUCUGUUCUCAUCCUGAAGCAAAGUUCUUAACCCGAGGUAAUAUUUCUGGGUUAGCGGAGUCUGUAACCUGAAGCGUCUGUAACCUGAGGUACCACUGUACACCAAUGGGUCACAGUACACACACCCUCCACUGUUCUGAGAAAACCCCUACAUCCCAAUUUUAUUUUAUUCUUUGGUAGUUUGACAAAAAGAAAAACACACAAGGGGGCAAGAUCAGAUGCAGAAACGCAAAGCGUUUUUUCCCUUCAAAACUCAAGACUCCUUGCCCUCUGCUCCACUCCCCCUUUCCCUCCACCAAAAGUGGUCUUGCCCUCUCCCUGCCUCUCAUAUGAGGCUGGGCCUCAAUGGCAAUUGUAACAAAAACUAAUCCAUUCAAAAGUAUGUAUUCUGACAAGGAUUACAAACUCAAAUAGUGUUUACAAACUCAAACUCAUAAGGAUAUGUAUAAUAAUUCGUUACAGUAUUAAAGAUAAGAGUUUAUGAGUAGAGAUAAGUUCAUGUUAGUCCAUGGUAAGAUUUGACGUGAAGAUCUUAGUUUCAAUCGUUGAGCAGAAGUCAAUUAUGGAUCAGAAACCAGGACAGAGCCCUGUUUUGAUGUAUUCGCCUUCAUCAGCUAAUUUUUAAGGGGUCGUGUAAGUUUGAAGAAUUCGUAUGAAUGUAUCCUGUUAUUUUCUAAGCUUCUCAGAAAUAACAACUAAGUGUGGGUAGAUCAACGAGCUGUCCAAGGGAGAAGGUUGGCAGUGGCACCCAUGGAGAGGCCCUGGAGAGGCAACAGGACCUCUCAGCCCCCACUGCCCCCUCUGCAAUCACUCAGAGAAGAAACUCUGGUUCAUCCUUCUCUCUGAGCUUGGCAGGGCUGGCACUGGCAGUGGAAACGGGGACAUUCCAGAGUUCAAUCAGAAGCCGGGAUGUCUUUUGUAAUUCUGGGACUGUCCCUGGAAAAUAGGGACAUUUGGAGGGUACGCUUCAUGCAGUGCUUAGUUAAACUGUCAAACUCCCUCCCAUAGGAAGCAGUGAUGGCUUGGAACUUGGAUGGCUUUAAAAGAGGACAGGGCAAAUUCUUGGAGGCUGUGAUUGCUAUGCCCUGCCUAUCCAUGGUCGGAGGCAGUAGUGCUUCUGAAUACCAGUUGCUGGAAGCCACAGAAGGGGAGAGUGUUCUUGUACUCACGUCUUGCUCGAGGGUUUCCCAGAUGGGGGCAUAUCUAGCUGGCCACUGGGAGGACUGUAUGCAGGACUAAAUGGGUUAUUGGUUGGAUCCAGCAGGCUCUGCUUAUGCUCAGUGACUUCCCCUAGAAAACCGCUUCCUUCUGUUAUCCAUUUCUCAGCAAGGCCAAAUACCACUGGAUUCACCUCUGUCUGCAGCCAGUCAGCAGUCCAGCUGAUCUGAGGAUGCAUAUUUUGUGAAAACAUGACUUUAUUGUCAUCAUCACAGCUCCAGGCAACAGGAAGCUGACAAUAAGAAUAAUUUGUUGGUGGGAUGUUGAUAAAACCCUGGUUAUUGCAAGCCAUAAAUUAAAUGCGGACAUUUUUUUCCUACCUCUCUUUGCCACCCAGGGAGCAAUAUCCACUCACAGCAAACUCCGAGGAGAGGCAGGCAUAUAGAACGAUCCAUCAGCGUCAACAGCCUUACCGAGAAGCCCCAUAAAAAUUAAGGAAUAAUUUUUCAGCACAAUAAAGGGUUUUACGGAUGCUGAAAGAAGGAAGAGCACCAAAGCGUUCCUGCCCUGAGGAGGCGGAUGCACGAGCAGGCGAGAUGGGAGAGGGGAUUUCUUUCCCCGAUUUUAAUUUGCCAGGCUCUUGUAAACAGCAGAUUAAAGGAAGAACAGCAAUUCCAAACAGCCCGCUUGCGUUAGGGAUUCGCUGCCUCAAAAUAACAACAAUUUGCUUAGCGGAUGAAAUGUUCUGGGUGCGGGGGACAGAUGUAACAUUUUAACAGCAGCAUAUUAGCUUCAUCUGCUGGGCUAUGAACCCUGCUUUGAAAGAUGCUUUAUUCAUGGGCCGCCAGACAUGCAAGUCAGGCAUGGGAUCAGCUCUCAGACUUCUGUCUCCCUUUGUGCUCCAGGUGAGCAGCUUAGGAACUGAAGAAUCACAAUGUUGGAAGGGUCCCUGGAGGCCAUCUUUCUCAACCCUGUAGGAAAUCCCAAACCAGAUUUAGGGAAGUAAAUAAAUAAAUAAAAAAAUUGUCCAGUAGCACCUUGUUGCUGUUUAGUCUUUUAGUCGUGUUCGACUCUUCAUGACCCCAUGGACCAGAGCACGCCAGGCACUCCUGUCUUCCACUGCCUCCUGCAGUUUGAUCAAACUCAUGCUGAUCACUUGGAGAACACUGUCCAACCAUCUCGUCCUCUGUUGUCCCCUUCUCCUUCGUCCUCCAUCUUUCCCAACAUCAGGGUCUUUUCCAGGGAGUCUUCUCUUCUCAUGAGGUGGCCAAAGUAUUGGAGCCAAGUCGUAGUGGAGAGUUUGACCAAAUGUGAUCCACCUGGAGCAGGAACCGGCAAGCCACUCCAGUAUCCCUGCCAAGAAAACUCCAUGGAUGCUGGAAGAUGAGCCCCUCAGGUCGGAAGGCGUCCAACAUGCUACUGAGGAAGAGCGGAGGACAAGUACAAGUAGAUUCAGAGCUGAUGAAGCGGCUGGGCCAAAGCCAAAAGGACGCUCAUUUGCGGAUAUGCCUGGAAGCGAAAGGAAAGUCCAAUGCUGUAAAGAAAAAUAUUGCAUAGGAACCCUGAAUGUAAGAACCAUGAACCUUGGUAAAUUGGAUGUGGUAAAAAAAUGAGAUGGCAAGAAUAAAUAUUGACAUCCUGGGCAUCAGUGAACUAAAAUGGACGGGAAUGGGUGAAUUCAAUUCGGAUGACCAUCUUAUCUACAACUGUGGGUAAGAAUCCCGUAAAAGAAAUGGAGUAGCCCUCAUCGUCAACAAAAGAGUAGCACCUUAGAGACCAACGACGUUUGUUCUGGGUAUAAGCUUUCGUGUGCAUGCACACUCCUUUAGGGAGUUGGUUCUCCUAGCGCAGGGGUGGGAAACUCUCCAAAAGCCUUUGUCUGGCCCUUGGGACUCUUCCCAAGUCGCACCCCUCAAUGACUUUGCUAUGCAUGCUCCCCAAGAGCUUUUGUCUAUCUGGGAUGUGUCCCUGAACUGUGAGCAGGUCUGGAUGGAGGAAGAGGAGGAUGUGUCUCUCUGAAAGUCUCACUUUUACAUCGCUGAAAUGUGGCCAACCGCACAAAGAGAAGAAUCCCACCCAAUGCUCCUCCCACUUUUGACUCUGGCCCCGCCCAUCACUGGCAUGCACCCCCCAGAAGGUGAGCAACAAGGGAAUGUGGCCCUCAGGCUGAAAGAAAGGUUGCUGCCUCUGCCCUAGUGAGAAGACCCUGCUAGACUGCUCUCCUCCUCUCCACCUUUCCACCAUGAGAACAGGGUGCUGGACUAGACAGGCCACUGACCUGAUCCAGCAUACUCUUAUGUUCUUUUGUACGUCAUCAUCUAAUACUGCAGCUUUACACAGUGGUACCUCGGGUUACAGACGCUUCAGGUUACAGACGCUUCAGGUUACAGACUCCGCUAACCCAGAAAUAGUACCUUGGGUUAAGAACUUUGCUUCAGGAUGAGAACAGAAAUUGUGCAGCGGUGGUGCGGAGGCAGCAGGAGGCCCCAUUAGCUAAAGUGGUGCUUCAGGUUAAGAACAGUUUCAGGUUAAGAACGGACCUCUGGAACGAAUUAAGUUCUUAACCUGAGGUACCACUGUAGUAAACAUCUUGUAGAUGUCAAGCAGGCCUCUUGCAACCCUUACAGUCUAUUGCACAGGCAGAAUUUGAAAUCAGGUCACUUUGUUCUGCCUCGGUGUACUUUUUUAUUAUUAUUAAAAAAUUGAACUUUCUUUUUGCUUUUUUGUAACGGAAAUUGAAUAGGUGCACAAGAUGUGGACAUUUGGCUGACUUGCAGUGCACAGAUCUUUCGAAGCAAGGGAGGAAAACGGAAGCCUCCAGCAUAGGAAAAUAAAGGUUUUAAGAUAUUAGUUUUAGGCACGGCUCAUCCAGAGAUCAUGCUGUUUGACUCUGCCUUCCUCUUUGCUCUCCCAGUGUAAGUUUUCCCACUCCUGGUCUUCAGUCUCAGACUUCACUACUAUUUAGCACAUCAACAUAAGAAGAGCCCUGCAGCUAGAUCAGUCCAAAGACCCAUCUAGCUUAGCAUCCUGUUCUUACAGCAGCCAACCAGAUGCCCCAACAGGAAUCUAACAAACAGGGCUUGACAACAACUCCACUUCUUUGUGUUUGCCAGCAGAGGCAUAGUGUCUCCAGCAGUGGAGAUGGAGCAUAGCAAUCUGCAAAAUGUUGCAGUUGUACACUUGCAAGAUUAGCUUAAAUGUUGAUGAUGUAUAUAUUUUGGAGAAGGGAGUUGGACUAGAUGACGCUUUUAGUCCCUUCCAGCUCUACAGCUCUAUGGGAGCCUUCUCUUCCAUGACUGUGUCUAUUAUAAGGCCUAGAGAAAACACUAGUAGUGAUGUGUGCAUGACCACCUAGCAGUUGAAUGGGAUUGUGAACCCCGUUUCCUGGGUUCCUGCUCAGCACCCUCUCUGUUACCCCAGGCUAACUCUCCAGCUGCCAUGGAGAGUCUUGUAGAAAGGGAACGUGUCCUCUUUAUGGCCUUUCACGUGAUUGAGCUAAUGUGGUAUUUAUUUAUAUGGCAGCCUCAACCAGGGGGUGACCAAGUCUUUUGCUUCACACCGCACAUCCCUUGCCCCUUGCUCUCCUUCUGUAAGCUAUUCCUUUCUUUAAAAGUUGCUUAAAGCCCAGUUGGCUACACUAUUCAAUUCAGUGAUGGUGGGACUCCACCCAACCCACCACCUUUAUCUCCCAGAAUCAUCUCUCUGUCUAUAAAUUAACAUAUGCAUACAUGUGUCAUGGGAUGAUGCCCUGAAUUCUUAGGUACUACUCAACACUACUGGCUUCAACUCAAUCUCAUUUUAAGGUGCAAGUCUUGUGUAGUGGUUAGAGUAUUGGACUAGGACCCAGGAAACCAGGGUUUGAAUCCCCACUCAGCUCAUAAAAUUUCCUGGGUGAUCUUAGGCCAGUCACUGCCUCUCAGCUUAACCUACCUUAUGGGGUUGUUGGGAUUAAACAAGGACUAGGAUCAGGGAGACCAGGGUUCUAAUGUCUCCACUUAGCCAUCAAGCUCACUGGGUGUGAUGUGACUUUGGGCCAGUCACUGCCUAUCUCUCAUAGGGUUGUUGUGGGGAUUAAAUGAAGAAGAGGAGAACCAUGUAUGCCACCUUGAGUUCUUUGGAGAAAAAGGUGGGAUAGAAAUACAAUAAAUAAAAUAAAAUUCACAGCCUUUUGAAUGUAUGUGAUGAGGAAAAAUAUACAAUAUACAAAUUUAUUAGGUAAUAAAUAAACUUCAGAGCAAGCUCUGAGACAGAAAGAAGAAAAUCAAGAGGAAGAUCUGCAUCCUUUGCAAGCUAGUAGGAGAUGGUGGAGCAUCUGUCUUCUACAAUCCCGGUCCUCGGAGUAUAAUGAGAUGAAAGUGGAAGAGGGGAGCCCUGUUCUCUGACAUGCCUCUGUAUUGUGGCUAGUUAAACCAUCAUCUGUGGUGACAGUAAAGGCCCAGUCUGACGUGGAUUGCACUGCCUGCCACUUCCUCUCAGUGGUGACCUCAUGCAUCACUGCAGGAUCCCACAGGACAAGCUUCAUGCAAAGGCAAAAGUUCUCCUGAGAACCUUGAACGAGGAUUGCUUUCAAAAAGUAUCUGAGCCGUGGAAGAAGGACUGCUUGAUGUUGCUCUGGAGAAUAAUUUUUCAUGACAAAUUGCUCUUGUAAUUGGCCCAGCUCCUGCCCUGCUCUGAGUUUCAGACGGCUUCCUCAGAAACCAAAGAAUGGGAAGAUGGAAACCUCUUAAAGAGUGGGAUUUUGUAGGGAAAGCGCCAGGGCAAAGGAAAAGAGAAUGCUCAGUCAUGGAGCUUUAAAGCUCGAAUCUAUGCCUGGAAAGUGAGGGGCAAAAGAUAAGUGUGAAUAAGCCCUAAGUCAGCAGACCAGAGUCUUAGUGCUCUGUCUGUUGUGGUCCUGAUGGCAUUUCUCUGUCAUCCUAGACACCGGAUCAAGUUGUUGUGAAUGCUGCUUCCUAACUGUACAUCUUAAACAGCAUCUUAAAAAGCAGAGACAUCACCUUGCCAACAAGGGUCCGUAUAGUUAAAGCCGUGGUUUUCCCAGUAGUGAUGUAUGGAAGUGAGAGCUGGACCAUAAAGAAGGCUGAUCACUGAAGAAUUGAUGCUUUUGAAUUAUGGUGCUGGAGGAGGCUCUUGAGAGUCCCAUGGACUGCAAGAAGAUCCCACCUCUCCAUUCUUAAGGAAAUCAGCCCUGAGUGCUCGCUGGAAGGACAGAUCCUGAAGCUGAGGCUCCAAUACUUUGGCCACCUCAUUAGAAGAGAAGACUCCCUGGAAAAGACCCUGAUGUUGGGAAAGAUGGAGGGCACAAGGAGAAGGGGACGACAGAGGACGAGAUGGUUGGACAGUGUUCUCGAAGCUACCAGCAUGAGUUUGACCAAACUGCGGGAAGCAGUGGACGACAGGAGUGCCUGGUGUGCUCUGGUCCAUGGGGUCACAAAGAGUCGGACACGACUAAACGACUAAACAACAACAACAAGCUGUACAUACCUAAAUCAACCUGGGCUGGAUGGACUCUCAAGGGCCAUUCCCUGCCAUUUGCUGUUCUACUCUGCUGACCUCUGUUUCAGACAGAAUAAGAACAGCCUCUUUAUGUAGCCCCUACUGCAGAUUUUCCAGAGGCCAUUUGUGUGAAAUGCUAAUUGGAGCUAGUUGUCUAAACUGGGAGCUGUCCAUGGUUCUGUACUGGGUGGGAGCUGUCCAUAGUGCUGUAGAUCUUGUACCUGGCUGACUCCCUACAUGACAUAGUUACAGGUAGGUAGCCAGACAACAUCAUUACUGGCCUCAUCAACAUCAAACAUACCAUCUCAGGACUAUUUAAUUGCUCAUCUUCUAACAUUGUGUAUGCCAUCAAAUGCCAACAGUGCCCUUCAGCUCUCUAUAUUGGACGAACAGGACAAACCCUAUGCCAAAGGAUAGGUAAAGGUAAAGGUACCCCUGCUCGUACGGGCCAUUCUUGACAGACUCUAGGGUUGUGCGCUCAUCUCACUCUAGAGGCCGGGAGCCUGCGCUGUCCGAAGACACUUCCGGGUCACGUGGCCAGCGUGACGAAGCUGCUCUGGCGAGCCUGCACCAGCGCAGCACACGGAACGCCAUUUACCUUCCUGCUAUAAAGCAGUACCUAUUUAUCUAUUUGCACUUUUAAGGGUGCUUUCGAACUGCUAGGUGGGCAGGAGCUGGGACCGAACGACGGGAGCUCACCCCGCCGCGGGGAUUCGAACUGCCGACCAUGCGAUCGGCAAGUCCUAGGCACUGAGGUUUUACCCACAGCGCCACCCGCGUCCCUAUGCCAAAGGAUAAAUGGACAUAAAUCUGACAUUAGGAAUCACAAGACAGAGAAACCAGUAGGAGAGCACUUUAAUCUCCCAGGACAUUCUGUACAAGAUCUCAAAGUAGCUUUUUUAUUACAAAAGAAUUUCUGAAAUAGACUGGAAAGAGAAGUUGCUGAAUUGCAACUUAUUACCAAACUUAAAACCAUGGAGAGACCUGGUCUGAAUAGAGACAUUGGAUUCUUAUCUCAUUAUACAUGAUAAAGCUAUUUUUAGCCAUCUCACCCCUUGCUUUUUCCUAUAAGACCAAUUGCGUGGCGAGUUCCCGCCCCCCACCAGGAUAAAUAAAGACACGAGACACCAUAGCUUAAGGUUAAAUGGGCGAAUUAGGCCACAACUUUAUUGAAUUCAGGAAUGAGAGGCAUUGGCUUAGGCAUUGGUCCUAACGACUAUCCGGCUCCAGCCCAUUUGCUGGAGACAAGGGAAGGGUUAACACUAUAUCGGGGGAGUCUCCUGCCAAGGCACGUCGACUAGGAGCUCCCCCGGGUCACCGCUCAGGGGCGUGCCUUUGGCCCACACUUCCAUAGGCUUCGGACAGGGCCACGCCCCCCGGAGUCCUUUAACGGACCACCCUUCGCUCACUGGGGGGAGGUGAUGGCGUUCCUCCCCCCCCCAUCCUCUUAACCCCUUCUUACCAAUGCCUACCGCCAAUGCCGAAGAGUUGUGACGAGUUGCUACGGGGUAGGCGAAAAACCAAAUGGCUGUAAAUUGCCAAUUGGGAAAAAUUCCUACCAUGCCCCAUGUGGUGACAGACCGAAGUCCAUAGCAAAGUCAGAGACCUACAUAAAGCCCACCUAAAGGGAGGGAAGGUGGGAAAACGUGGGGGCUAGCCGGCGAAAAGAGGGCGAGCCCCCUCCGUGCUGGCCCUAAAUAGGGCAGACCCCCUGCUCUCGCGGGGGCUGAAACCAGCCCCCGCUCACGUGGGGGGUGGGCGUGAAGCCCGCAACCCCACCUCCUGGGCAGGCCGGAAGUGGCUUUGCAGUCAUUAACAAUCGUCAACAGGUUUACCACACCUAUCAGCCAAUCACCCAUUCCCACCACCCUUCUGAGUAAUACCCCAUCCCACCCUCUCACUAUGUAUCAGGGUCUGGUGACUUCUGUUUCAGUGUAUCUUUAUUUAUUUAUUUAUUUAUAAAGAAGAAGAGUUUGGAUUUGAUAUCCCACCUUUCACUCCCUUUAAGGAGUCUCAAAGCGGCUAACAUUCUCCUUUCCCUUCCUUCCCCACAACAAACACUCUGUGUGGUGAGUGGGGCUGAGAGACUUCAAGGAAGUGUGACUGGCCCAAGGUCACCCAGCAGCUGCAUGUGGAGGAGCGGAGACGCGAACCCAGUUCCCCAGAUUACAAGACUACCGCUCUCAACCACUACACCACACUGGCUCUCAUGUUUCAGUGUAUCUGAAGAAGUGUGCAUGCACACGAAAGCUCAUACCAAUAACAAAUUUAGUUGGUCUCUAAGGUGCUACUGGAAGGAUUUUUUUUAUUUUGUUUCCCUACCUGACCAAUGUCUGUGACCUCUCACUUGUAUGUGUGCAGGCCCACAGAUUAAAGUUAGGAACUCCUGCUGGCCAAAACUGGAUAGGUAGAUGGAUAAAUAAGAUUUGGUUUCAUGCCACUCAAGGAUCAUACAGUAGCAAAGGUGCCUCUGUUUAUUUUUCUGCGGGAGGCCCAAUUCGUUGCACAGCCUGUGAGCUUUUUCCAAAUGACUAAUCAAUUAUUCUUUAUUAGGUUCAUUCCCUUCAUUAGUCAUUUCUUCAAUGCCUUCCAUGCUUCAUUAGCCCCUUCUCAAGUAAAAGUGGAUUUCAAGAGCUACAAAGCACUGGAUAAUUUAUUUUAUUGAGCAAUUUAUUUUCUGGGUACAUUUUUAAAGGUCAAUUAAUCAAUCUAAAUGGAAGGGUGAAGUCUGGCUCACCAUGGAGCUUCUGCCUUGAAGGAAGGGAGAUUGGGAAGUAUACACUCAUUGGCUUAUUCCCCCACCAAAAUAAAUAAAUAAAUAUGCUCUACACACCUGGGUAUUGCAAAAGACACAUUAAGAAAUGAGAUUGCUUUAUUGUGUCCUGAACCUGGAAUGGCACUUUCACAAUUAGCAGUGAUUAGGUGCAUCAUUAAGUAGACUGCUGGCUUCUUGGGUGAAGCAAAAUAGGAUAGUAUACAUGACAAAAUGGAGAUGGGAAAAGAUGCAAGACAACCUUUAAAGAAAUGUAGAGCUUGCUCAUGGCGAAAUUACACAUUAUAGCUGAUGGGAAGGGGAGUUGCCACUGCAAGAAGACCCCCCCCUUCACUGCAUUGGUCCUCUGUAGCAUUGAGCCGGGCAAGAGGAUAUUGUUGCAUUCUGAAUUUGUGAAGCCCAUGAGGCAGAUCAGGGCAAGGAAUCUUUGAACACGAUCAUGUCACAUCACACAUUUUACUUACCCCUCCCAAUAAUCACAUAAAAAAGCAAACUGCUUAUGGAUUUUGCAUGGUAAGCAAAUAUUAUGAACAAAGUAAAUAAUAAAUAACUGCGAUAUCAAUCCAACAGCAAGUCACAAAAUGCAAAUGCCAAAGAUCUUAAGGCAUCAAAAAUUUAGAAUCGCAUUAAAUUCAAUUAACCCAACCUUCCACAAACUGUUGUCCUCCAAAUCUGGCUGUUGUUGUUAUUUUAAUUUUUUAUCCGGCCCUUCCUUCCAAUGGAGCCCAUGGUGGCAAACACAUCAAAUAUAUAUAUUCAUUUUUAAAAAGCAUUCUCUAACCAGUUGGAAACAUUCUCUCAACCAGAGAUUUCAGGGUUGCUUUCAAAUUCAUCCUGGAAAGUAAUAAUGAUGGAGAUGGAUAAUCUUGCCAGGUAGGGCAUUCCACAAAUGGAGAAUUGCCAUGGUAGAGUCCCUGUCAUGGGCCAAUGCUAACUGAGUAGCCCUUUGUGGCACUACUGCCACUAACGCCUCAACUGCUGAUUGUAGGGUCUGAGAAGUCUCUGGGGAAAUAAUUUUUUGUUUCUCCCUGUCUCAUAACACCAGAACUCGCCUACACCCAGUGAAGGGUGUUGGAAGGUUCAGGACAGAUAAAAUUAAAGUCCUUCUUCAUGCAACACGUGAACUGCAGGAACUCAUUCCUGCAGGAGGCAAUGACGGCCAACAACCUGAAUUGUUUCAAAAGAGGAUUAGACAAAUUCAUGGAGAUUAAGGCUAUAAAUAAAAGGGACACGGGUGGUGCUGUGGGUUAAACCACAGAGUCUAGGACUUGUUGAUCAGAAGGUCAGCAGUUUGAAUCCCCGUGACGGGGUGAGCUCCCAUUGCUUGGUCCCUGCUCCUGCCAACCUAGCAGUUCAAAAGCACGUCAAAGUGCAAGUAGAUAAAUGGGUACUGCUUCAGCGGGAAGGUAAACGGCGUUUCCGUGCACUGCUCUGGUUCGCCAGAACUGGCUUAGUCAUUCUGGCCACAUGACCUGGAAGCUGUACGCCGGCUCCCUCGGCCAAUAAAGCGAGAUGAGUGCUGCAACCCCAGAGUUGGCCACAACUGGACCUAAUGGUCAGGGGUCCCUUUACCGUGUACCUAAGGCUAUAAAUGGCUACUAGUCACAAUGCCUAUGAUUUACCUCCAUUGCCAGAAGUAUAAUGCCUCUGAAUGCCAGUUUCUGGGAACUGCAGGAGGGGAGAGUGUUCUUGUACACCACAGUGGUCUAGCAACUUACACAUUUAACUUGCAGGAGUUCAGCUUUACGUGGUUGGCGGCCCGUGGUUGAAAUCUCACAAGUGAAACAUUUGGAAGGGAAAGAGCUUAAAAGCACUUUUUGCACAGGGGUUUCCCAUCACAGAAAGUGCUUUUAAGGUCUCAGACUUGCUUACUAGGCUCUGAAGAUGGUUCAGAAAAUUCAGCAGCUGGGAUGCUCACCAGGACAAAAUGGUUUGAGCAUAUUACACUGAUCCUCGCCUGCCUGUGCCAGCUGCCCAUUAGUUUCUGGGCUCUAUUCAAAGUGCUGGUGUUGACCCAUAAAGCCUUAAACAGCCCAGGACCACAGUAACUCAAGGACUGCCUCUUCCCAUAUGAACUGACCCAGACCCUGCAAUCAUCAUCUGAGGCCCUUCUUCAUGAGAAUGGGCCUUUUCUGUGGUGACUCUCCAUUUGUGUAAUGCUCUUUCGAGGAAUGCUCGCCUGGCGUCUUCAUUGCAUAUCUUUAAGUACCUUUGGCUGAUGAAAUACUCUAGGGCCCUUCAAAUGUGUUUGUGGGAGGGGGUGUUGUUGUUGUUUAUUUGUAUGCUGCCCAUUAUCAUCAUCAUUAUCAUCUCUCUCUCAUCUAUAUCUAUCUAUCAUCUAUCUAUCUAUCAUCUAUCUAUCUAUCUAUCAUCUAUCUAUCUAUCUAUCUAUCUAUCUAUCUAUCUAUCUAUCUAUCUAUAUCUAUCUAUCUAUCUAUCUAUCUAUCUAUCUAUCUAUCUAUCAUCUAUCUAUCUAUCUAUCUAUCUAUCUAUCAUCUAUCUAUCUAUCUAUCUAUCUAUCUAUCUAUCUAUCAUCUAUCAUCUAUCUAUCUAUCAUCUAUCUAUCUAUCUAUCAUCUAUCUAUCAUCUCUCUCUCUCUAUAUCUAUCUAUCUAUCUAUCUAUAUCUAUCUAUCUAUCUAUCUAUCUAUCUAUCUAUCUAUCUAUCAUCUCUCUCUAUAUAUAUCUUUCUAUCUAUCAUCUAUCUAUCUAUCUAUCUAUCUAUCUAUCUAUCUAUAUCAUCUAUCUAUCUAUCUAUCUAUCUAUCUAUCUAUCUAUCUAUCAUCUAUCUAUCUAUCUAUCUAUCUAUCUAUCUAUCUAUCUAUCAUCUAUCUAUCUAUCUAUCUAUCAUCUGUCUAUCUAUCUAUCUAUCUAUCUAUCUAUCUAUCAUCUAUCAUCUAUCUAUCUAUCUAUCUAUCAUCUAUCUAUCUAUCUAUCUAUCUAUCUAUCUAUCUAUCUAUCAUCUAUCUCUAUCAUCUAUCUAUCUAUCUAUCUAUCUAUCUAUCUAUCAUCUAUCAUCUAUCAGCUAUCUACAGUAUAUCUAUCUGUAUAUGUCUGUUGCUUCAUAGAAAUGUUGCUCCAUCCCUUUGAUCAAUUUGGUUGUCCUUUUCUGAACCUUUUCCAACUCCGCAAUAUGCUUUACAAAGUUAAGUGACAAUAACUUACAGUACCUUGUACACAGUACAAUGGUACCUCGGGUUACAUAUGCUUCAGGUUACAUACACUUCAGGUUACAGACUCCGCUAACCCAGAAAUAGUACCUCGGGUUAAGAACUUUGCUUCAGAAUGAGAACAGAAAUUGUGAGUAGCGGCGCAACGGCGGCAGGAGGCCCCAUUAGCUAAAGUGGUGCUUCAGGUUAAGAACAGUUUCAGGUUAAGAACAGACCUCUGGAACGAAUUAAGUUCUUAACCCGAGGUACCACUGUAUUAUCCCAAAUGUGUUGCACCACAUACCGGGAUAACGGCAUUAUGAUAUCAGCAGUUUUAUUUUCAAUUCCUUUCCUAAUUCCCCCUAGCAUGGAUAUUCUGCUUGGCUGAGCAUGCUCUUUUGGUUAAUCACCACCCUAAGCUUUUAAAACUAACCCAUAGCUGGCUGCUGUAGAGUCAACCGGCAUAGCCUGCUGUAAUGGUGUGGGUGUCAACAAGUGCGUCCCUCUUUUAUUCCCCAAUUUUUCACCCUGCAAACAGGUAGGAAGCAGGGAUGCAGGUGGCCCCUGGCUAUUGCAAGGGCCGGUCCCAUGACCUCCUUGCUGCCCUCACUCCAAAUGUAAGAGGGAACGGAUGUGGGGGCGGUUGCUGUGAUGGCCCUUUUAUGGCUGUUUUAAAGCUCAACAGGCCGGAGAGAUUUAAUCAUCACAGCUUGUGAGAUGGGAUGGAACGCAAUAAGCAUCUGUGGCUUUUAGGAGGAGUGUCAUUGGAGAAGGAAAGCAGAGCCAAGACCUGGGCUGUCCCAAUAAAAUCUCUCAAGAGUGGGCAGAGCCUAAUGGGAUGCCUCGUUUUGUGGGGAGACUCAAGAGUCUCCAAAAAGCUUGAAAUGGUAAAGGGAAAUCCUGCCGUCCUUUCCCCACUUUGGCACUACUCCCAUGUUUUUAUUUCUUUAAUUUUCCUUUGCGAUUGCAAUAGGGAAGAAGAAGAAAAACAGAUACGAAUAGUGGCAGUGAUUGCUAAAACAAAGCAACAAUAGCAAUCCAUUUGCCAGUUGACACUGAGAAGAAGAAUAUUCCACCAAUCCUGUUUUAAGCAUGCACAUUGAUAUCAGCGGUCCAAUGAGGUGAAUCUCCACAACCCCUUCCAUCUGCACUUAGAAAUACAGGAAGCUGCCUUAUCACGAGUCAGGCUAUUAGCAUAUCUAGUUUAGUGCUGCUGACUUUGGCCAGCAGUGUCUCUCCCUUGGGCCCCUCUUUCACCUGCUGUUAGGCGUUCAGUUCUCUUGAUAUGGCAUUUGACGCUAGCAGGUUAGUGAAAACAAGACCUUAUUGCUUUACUUGUUACAUUUAUCUUCACCUUUUCCUCCAAGGAGCUCAAGGUGGUGUCCAUGGUUCUCUACUCCUCAUUUUUAUCCUCACAAGAACCCCAUGAGGUAAAUUAGGCUGAGAAGCAGUGACUACUCUGUCAGGUCCUGGUCCAACACACUAACCAUUAAGCCACCCUGGCUUUAAAGAGUCAAGCCAUUGGUCCACCCAACUCAAUAUUGUCUACGCUGAUGGACAGCAGCUCUACCUGGAGAUGCUGGGGAUUGUACUGUGAUCUUCUCCAAGCAGGGCAGCAAUUCUCCUACAGCACUACAGCCCUUCCUCUGAAAAUAAGACAAGAGUCUAGCCUCCAUGGUUCUGAAUAAAGGACUGAUUUAAAUAAUGAUGUAAGGAACUGCCUCAAAAGGAAUUGGUCCAUUGGUUCAUGUAGCUCACUGGCUGGCAGAAGCUCUUUGGGAUUUCAGAGAAGGGAGGACCCUUCCCUGGCCUUCUGCAUGCAAGGCAUGUGCUCUGCCACCAAGCUAUAGCUGCUCGGUCAAAUAUAAUUCCUCAGCAACAUCAGCCUUAGCCGAAAGAACAGAUACAGGAGGCCUGAGGGCCUACAAGCCCAAGUAGAUGUGAUGUAAAUGGCUUCAUAUGUCAUCAUCAAUGUUUACCUUCCGACACAGGAUGAUGAUAAUAAUAAUAAUAAUAAUACAGUGGUGCCUCGCAAGACGAAAUUAAUCCGUUCCGCGAGUCUCUUCGUCUAGCGGUUUUUUCGUCUUGCAAAGCAACCCUAUUAGCGGCUUAGCGGUAUUAGCGGUUUAGCGGCUAUGAAAGGCUUAGCGGCUUAGCUGCUAAAAGGCUAUUAGCGGCUUAGCGGCUUAGAAAAAGGGGGGGGAGCGAAAAAAAAAUCUCAAGACUCGCAAGACAUUUUCGUCUUGCGAAGCAAGCCCAUAGGGAAAUUCAUCCUGCGAAGCAACUCAAAAACGGAAAACCCUUUCGUCUAGCGGGUUUUCCGUCUUGCGAGGCAUUCGUCUUGCGGGGCACCACUGUAAUAAUAAUAAUAAUAAUAAUAAUAAUAAUAAUAAUAAUAAUUUAUUUAUACCCUGCCCAUCUGGCUGGGUUUCCCCAGCCACUCUGGGCAGCUUCCAACAAAAUAUUAAAAUACAGUAAUGCAUCAAACAUUAAAAGCUUCCCUGAACAGGGCUGCCUUCAGAUGUCUUCUAAAAGUCUGGUAGUUGUUAUUCUCUUUGACAUCUGGUUGGAGGGCGUUCCACAGGGCGGGCACCAAUACCGAGUAGGCCUUCUGCCUGAUUCCCUCUAACUUGGCUUCUCGCAGUGAGGGAACUGCCAGAAGGCCCUCGGUGCUGGACCUCAGUGUCCAGGUAGAAUAAUGGGGUGGAGACUCUCCUUCAGAUAUACUGGACCGAGGCCGUUUAGGGCUUUAAAGGUCAGCACCAACACUUUGAAUUGUGCUCGGAAACGUGAAUUGUGAUAGGACCCUAAGUUUGAAUUCUGUCAUGGAAGAAAGGUGGGAUACUAAUGUAAGAAAAGCAAAAAGAUAAUUCAUAGGAUCCUAGAAUUGUAGCACUGGAUAGGACCCCUAGGGCCAUCUAGCCCAACCCUGUGCAAUGAAAGAAACAUAACUAAAUAAUCCAUGGCAGAUGGCCAUCCAACCUCUGUUUAAAAGCCUCCCAUGAAUUCAGAAGGUGGGAUAGCACACUUUGCAAACACGUGAAGAGGACUGCUUUGUGUGUUCACAAAGGCUGUGCAACCCCCCAACCUCCUCUUUUUUCCUUAUUAUUUUCCAUUAGUUAAUAAGAAAAGGCACUGCAUUGGAAAAUUAUCAAAGUGAGGCAUCUGGGCUGACAUUCUCAUGGAUGGUAUGAAGAGUUUGUGUAGCUCUUACCUAAGUUUCUGGGUGGCCGAAGGUUCAUAAACUUCCUUCCAAAUCACCACUCUGCAACCAUGCCAAAUCCCAACACUUCCUAAAAAAGCCACCCUUGGCAGAUGUGUCCUGUAAGCACAGGAAGGUGAGAAACUUGUCAACCAUGUGUCCGACAGGGUGUCAAUUUCCUUGAAAAAGAAGAAGAAGCUAAGUCUCUUUUACUUUUGAAGAAAGCAGUGUGGAAAGAUUUUUCCUCAAAUGUCAAAUAAACAAAUAAACAAAAAAGCUAGAGUUACCUGGGAAUUCUUUAGUUCCCCAUAAACCAUAGAAUCAUAGAAUUGUAGAGCUGGAAGGGACCCCAAGGGUCAUCUAGUCCAACCCCCUUCAAUGCAGGAAUCACAGCUAAAGAACCUCUGAUGGAUGGCCAUCCAACAUCUGCUUAAAAAUGAAGGAGAGUCCACCAGCUUCAAGGGAGUCGAACAGAUCUUAACAUUAGGAAGUUCUUCCUAAUGUUUUGUCUAACCAAUUAAAGCGCAGGUAACUCCUCACAUGAAGAAGGGUCAUAGUUCAGCGGCAGAGCACCAGCUUUGCAUGCAGAAGGUCCCAAGUUCAAGCUUCUGGCGGUUCCCUCACUGCGAGAAGUGAGGUUACAGGGAACCAGGCACAGGGCCUUCUCGGUAUCGGCACCUGCCCUGUGGAAUGUCUUCCCAUUAGAUGUCAAGGAAAUAAGCAACUAUCCUACUUUUAAAAGACAUCUGAAGGCAGCCUUGUUUAGGAAAGUUUUUAAUGUUUAAUGCUACAUUGCAUUUUUAAUAUUCGGUUGGGAGCUGCCCACAGUGGCUGGGGAAACCAGCCAGAUGAGUGGGGUAUAAAUAAAAAAUUAUUAUUAUUAUUAUUAUUAUUAAUUAUUAUUAUUUUAUUAUUUAAAGCCUUGGCUUUUUCAGGAAGAACUGUGAGGUAUUUCCUCUCUGACACUGUGAAGAGCAGUCAGUGUAGACAAUACUGAGCUAGCUGGAUCAAUGGUCCGAGUCGGUAUAAGGCAGCUUCCUAUUUGAAUCAGUCCUUUAUUCUCAACUAUGGGGACUGGAAUCUUGCCAUCUUUUUGGUAGGGGAAGGGCCAUAACUCAUUAACAGAGCUAUCUCUCUUCUGGUAGCUCACCGAUAAGAAUUAACGAGCAUAUGGUAGAUUUAUAGUCCUUUUAUUUCAGCAUUAUGUUACAAGCACAAACAGGCAACCCUCCGCAAGGAUAUCAGUUGCCUACUCUGACUCCUCCUCACUUCCGCAGGAAGAAACACGUCAAUGGGAAGAACCUCCCCCCUGUGUCUCCUUUGUUCUCUGACAUGCUUGGACCUCUGAGUUUGGGGGGAGGGAGGGGGUUCCCCCCACUCUUGAUUGAUGUGUCACUCAGCUGCUCCCUCCCUUCUGGUUGCUUAGCUACUAUCUCAUAGCUGGGUAGCUCCUCUCUCAACUGUGCAGCUUCUCUGUCUGCCUGUCUCUCUGUUUCUGAAAAUGCUGGACUUGGGGUGGAUGGGUGAAUAUUCCCCCUCCUCUUCUGUUAGGAGCUGAUCUCCCUGCGAUUGCAUUCCCCAAACUUCCAAUCCAGACCAGCCCCUGACAUGUAUCCUGUUAUAAGUUGUGGUGUAUGUACAGGAAUUCAGGUAUUCAUAUUCUCUUUUUGGGAGUCUCUGGGCAAAUUUAAAUAACAAAAAGAAAUUUAUUUAUUUCUUUUCUUUUAAAAAAAUAAUCUUAUCAUUUUUAUUUUGUAGGGGAAGGGCUAUAGCUCGUUGGCAGAGCAGCUGCUUUGGAUGCAGAUCUUCCGCCAGCGAAGAAAACUUCUGGAAAAUGGGAGGAUAUAUUUCAGUAAGCAGGUUUAACACCACUGAAACACCAGUGUAGUUGUAUCAAAUGUCACAAUUGCAUGAGUGGAUGGCAAAUUUGAGUAGGGUAGAGUGCAGUCUAGUUAAGUUUUGGAAACUGGAAAUAGAGGGUAUCCUGUGAUAUCUCUGGAGAAAUUCAUAAUAAUUACGAAGCAAAUAAUGCAUUUAUCAAAUGUGAUCCUUGAUUGUAAUUAAGUUCUAAGCAGUGUUGUGCAAGGAAUGUGAGUCCCUUGAUUGAGUUGAAUGUAAUUGGAGCUGUAAAUACCAUCAUAAUGUUAUUUAUUAGUUUUGGAACAUACAUCCCUAUGCUUGAAACAAAAUAAAAUAAAUGAACAUGUCACAUCCAAAACAUUAUACAAAUGGAAUAAAGAGGAGGCACCAUUACAAUAAAAAUGAGUCAACGCAGUGAGAAAAUUCCUCUAUAAAAAGGGGCUAAGGAUUCAGAGAAAACAAUCCAUUUGUAAGACUUAGUGGGCAUUCCAUACGUCUACGCGGAAAGGUUGGGUGCUACAACUGAAAAGUCCUUACACUUUAGGGAGGGGCCCCACCAUGUAUCCCUGGCACACAGAGUGCAGACCAUGAGAUUAACAUGAGACAACAGUGUGAUGCAAUAGCAAAAAACAUUUAUGCAAUUCCAGGCUGCAUGUAGUGUGUCCAGAUCAAGGCAUGUAGUAGUAUCACUCAAUUCUGCCUUGGUCAGACCCCACCUGGAGUCCUGUGUCCAGUUCUGGGCAUCCCAGACUAAGAAGGAUAUUGAUAAGCUGGAAGGUGUGCAGAGGAGGGUCCCCAAGAUGAUGAAAGGCAUGGAGGCCAAGCUUUCUGGGGAACAGCUGAGGCAGCUGGGGAUGUUUAGUCUGGACAAGAGAAGAUGGAUGGGUGAAUAUUGGAAGGGCUAUCACAUGGAAUAUGGAGCAAACUUGUUUUCUGCUGCUACAGAAGGUAGGACCCAAAUAACCAGAAAGAAGAGUCUGAUGAAACAUUAGGAAGAACUUUACAGUGGUAAGAAUUGUUUGACUGUGGAAUUUACUCCCUUGAGAGGCAGUGGACUGUCCUUCCGUGUAGGUUUUCAAACAUAGGUUGGAUAGCUGUCUGUCAGGAAUUCUUGAGGUGUGAUUCCUGCAUUGCAGGGGGUUUGACCAGAUGACCUGUGGGGAUCCUUUGAAACUCUACAGUUCUAUACUUCUAGGAAACUCUAAAGUAGGUGAGCCUGACUCCAUCCUAGAAGUCCUCUCAACAAGUGGCUGCCCUUUGUUUGCAGAAUGCGACCCCGAUUUUCAAACCCAUCCUGGACAAAGCUUCCACUGUCACCUUUCCUCUCAUCCAUCUUCUGCAACUCCCUGGGAAGCCAAGUCUCCAAUUUCAUCUGCUGAGCUGCCACACGGGAGAGUGUUUGAUUUGUGUGGCCUUGUGCAUUCCUUUAGCUUUCAAGCAUCCAGCUCUGGUCAUGUCCUUCUGAUGGAGAUUACCAGAUAUUUCAUCCUUCCCAGUAGAGGAAGGGAGACCAGUUAAUCACAGACUCAUAGUGCUUGUAGGGGGAGCUUGUAGGCCAUCUCUUCCACCACCUUACCUUAUGCAGGAGAGCCAAACCACCCCCAGCAAACCACUCUCCAGCCUGUUUGAAGCAGUGGCUGGUGCCCUUUGAGACAGAGUGGAAGUCAAGGAGAGCAACAGUAUGGGGACCCGGAAUCAGUGACAGCCAAGUACAUGCAGGUACUGCUAUGCAAAGUUUUUAAACUUUCAUGUUAUCGUGUAUAUAAAAGAGAGGACAGUUAAAACAACAGAUGACAAUUAAAACACAAAACACGAAACUAUAAAAUAGUUACACAGAAUGAAUACACUUGUACACAGGUUAUAAUAGCAAAAUACAAGUAAAGAAAUAUUAACGUUACCUGAUGAUUUAAGUAUAGGUCUGGAUUUGCCAGGCUUUCGACAAGGGUUGUCUUGAAAUUGAUGUUUCUCCUCUAUAUUUAAUGAAAGAAUGCCAAAUCAUAUAAAAAGUGUCUGGAGGCUCUAGUCCUUGCUGACAUCUCAAAUUAUGCAUAAUUUUCUCCAUUAUAGCUAUAUUCCAGAGUGAGUGGUGCCAAGUAUCCCAUGUGAGAUUUGGGGUUGCUUUUCCAUUGUGUUGCAAUUAGCAUUGGCGUUGCCAAGAUCAUAUAUAAGACCGAUUCUUUCGACAAUAUAUCUACACUGGUAUCAUAAAAAAACAUAUUCAGAAACAUUAAUUUGGGGCAGCGAAAAAUAGUUUCUUUAGUAGCAUUUUACAUUCCUGUCAAAAUUAAAUCCCCAAAAUUUCACAAUGCAUACUAUUGAUGCUCAAAGAGAGAAGCUGAAGAUGUAUCAAUGGCAAGGAUGGCACAGAAGGCUGUCUGGCUUGGCAUCUGGCUUCCUGAAAAUUUGUGGACCUUUACCGAUGCCCAGUGACAUCAGCUUCUGGCUCCGGCUCAGAUGAUCACCCAAGAGUGCCUGUUUGCUGACUUUUCUAAGGCUGCUGCUUCCCACAAAGCCCUUUGAAGGUGAUCCACACUCUGUAAACAAGCAUCUGGCCACAACCCUGCUGUGCUUCUUUUUGUGAUGGAAACAAUCAGCUAUAAAUAAACCUCUAGCUUCUGCCCAGAUCUGGUGUGGAGGGGGGAAAGAACUGGAGGAAACUUAAAGGAAAUGUGGAUGUCACCUGCCUCUCAAGGCAUUCCAUCCUGUCAAAUUUCCAUGGGGUGGUUUAAUUUUCGAGAGAGAAGGACUAUCAGAAGCACAUUAGGCCAGUCGUUCAACAUCUGCAUCAGCACUGACCUCUGAACGUGGAGGAUGGAAGAAUUGGAAGCCACUGAUGAACUCUUUUACCUUCAGGUAAUUUCCUGUUAAAGCAAUCUAAGCCUCUAGCCAUCUUGUGGCACUGUGUUCCCAUUUAGCAAAUUGACACUGUGUGAAGAUGGCCCCAAUUCAGCUUCAGGAACUGGGAUUUAGGUAGGUUGGCAUUAAAAAAAUGUGAAUUGAGCCAAAUUUCUCGUCUGUCUCUGCUCCUCAGUAAGAUCAGGGGUUGGCAGGGUUGGGGAAGGGUGCCAGUGACCUGACAGCUGUGACAAUAUGUGUGCUUGCACAAUUCUGGAAUUAAUUUCACCAGAUUCUCCUGGUGGAAUCAGGACAAAGAAGAAGAAGAAGAAGAGGAGGAGGAGGAGGAGGAGUUUGGAUUUGAUAUCCCGCUUUAUCACUACCCUAAGGAGUCUCAAAGCGGCUAACAAUCUCCUUUCCCUUCCUUCCCCACAACAAACACUCUGUGAGGUGAGUGAGGCUGAGAGACUUCAAAGAAGUCAAAGAAGUGUGACUAGCCCAAGGUCACCCAGCAGCUGCAUGUGGAGGAGCAGGGAAUUGAACCUGGUUCACCAGAUUACGAGUCCACUGCUCUUAACCACUACACCACGCUGGCUUUGUGCAACACGAGGAAGAUGUCGGAGGCAAUCAUGCUUCUGAAUACCAGUUGCUGGAAGCUGCAGUGUGUGUGUGUGUGGGGGGGAGUGCUCUUAUGCUCAAGUUUCCCAAUGGCAUCUGGGUGGCCACCAUGACAACAGGACGCUGGACUAGGAGCCACGUGCCAGGAGGAAUGACAAAGGAACGGAAUGUGGAGAAAAUAACUUCAUCCUUAGACAUGUGUGAAAUGCAACUUUGUCACCGGGAAAACUUUUAAUGCCCGAUUUGUUCCCUGCCGUUUGACAUCUCUGCCAUCUGCUGAGACUAAAAGUCCGCUUUGCAUGAUCCUGUUUCCUCCACCCACAAAGGGUUUUUUCUGGGAGCACUGCAGGGCUGUAUGGGGAAUGGUGGUGGUUGGCAGCAACGUUGCCAGCCUCCUUUAACAUGAUUACACUUUCAAGAGUAUAAAUAAUUAUUAAUAAACCAUAAAGAGCAUGGACUCUGUUAGAAAAAGCAGCAGCUAACAGAUGGUCCGUAGUUAACCAUAAAAUUAUUUUCACUUGAAGAGACUGGGUGAUGUAACAGCCUGUGAGAUCCUAGGACCUUUUUUUUAAAACAGGAGCAGAAGGCAUGCAGGGUUUAAAACUUUUAUGAGCGCGGCCCCAUCUGGCUAUGCUUUUGAUGAUACAGUUUAGCCCUUUCUGGUUGAUGGAGGAGAAAACUGGGAAGAAACCAUGCUAGAGGAGAUCUCCUCUUUGAUACAAGGUUUUAAUUUAUGGCAGUUCAUCAAAGCUUUGGCCUAAUAUGCCCCCAAGAGACCUCUGGAUCAUCCUUUGUGGUCUCCAAAUGCGAGGAAGAAGGUACUCCUCUCAAGUUAUCCAUUGUGAAUGUUGAUAUCAGUGUUAUUAAAAUAGUCAGCAGCAGCACACUCUUAUGCAUGUCUGCUCCUAUGCAAACCCUGCAGAGUUCAAUAGGGCUUACCCCCAGGAAAGUUCAUAAUGCACUUUCCCAAUCACCACUUUCCAAAAUUCUCUUUACGAUUGGAAGAGAAUUUCAUUCAGUUUGCAUCCUUCAGGGAAUUCUUCAGAUUUCACAGGUCUUUCACAGGUCUUUGAAUUUUGUGACAUGGGGGGAAAUGUACCAAAAUGCAUAUGGCAUUGUAUAUUUUAAUAAUGAAAUAGGUUUAGAAAUGUGUACAUUGGGAUAAAAUCCACAUUUAAAUAUUUGUUUUGGAGAAAAUAUAUUGAUUGUUUGCACAGACAUUUUGCAGGAGGGAAAAAAAUACAGAUGGAAAUUGAAAUGGGCCAGAGUAGACUUAUGCAUAAAUACUUGUGAGAUAGACAUAGAAUGGAAAUAGGUGGUGUCAAGGCUGCCUCAAGUCUCAGCUCACAAAAGACCAACGCCUAUGUCUUCUUAUAUACAAAGGUGUUUAUUGCAGUUCAUGGUUUGCUUGACAUCCUAGGCGCGCAGCCUUACGUCUCUUACGCUAGACCGCUGAAGUCCCCUCUGAAUCCGUCCCUCCCCUGCACCAAUUUAAGAGACUUGCGCUGCUCCACCUCUUUCUCUCCUUCCUUUUCCGCAGGGUCCUUCUGCCCGCUGGGGUUUCGCCCCUCCUGGAUUCCUCUGACGCUGAAUCCCCAGACUGCUCUUCCCCCUCCUGCGGGCUUUGGGACCUGGCCCCUCCUCCGGGCUCCCUGUACUUCCGCGCGCCUCUACAUUUGAACUAGGCGCGCGCGCCAAACCUCUAACUUUCCUUUUGACAGUUACACUACUCCCUUCACUGCUCCCCUCCCCUUCCGGAAGGCAGCUUGCUCUGACCUCCCUCCUUUUUCUGCUCCCGGAGCUGCUUCCUCUGACACACUGGAAACUCCACCCCCUUCGCUGCACUCUGGUGGGGAGGCUGGUCCUGACGCCCAGCUGCCACUUUGGGAUCCUCCGCUGGCCCCUGCUCCUGACACGUCCCCCUGGGGCUCCCUGGCCUUAACCACCGGCGCCCCCUCUGGGAAUCCUCUGAUUCGCUGGAAAGACUCAUGGAAUCUCUUGAGUCAUUGUCAUCCUCUUCCUCGCUGGCUUGGAAUUCCUCCCCAUCGCUCUCCAUCUCCUGCCUACCCUGUGCCUCUCUCCCUGAACCCCUGACAGGUGGCUUCACCCAUCCCUGCUUCUGAUAGUUGCCUCAUUUUCAGGGUGCAGGGUUUGGGGAGUGCAUUAUUAUUGCAGAGUGGACGUGGGUGCUGAAUAUGUUCUUCCUUCAAGUGAAAAAGGUAAAGGACCCCUAGACGGUUAAGUCCAAUUAAAGGCGACUAUGAGGUUGCGGUGCUCAUCUCGCUUUCAGGCCGAGGGAGCUGGCAUUUGUCCACAGACAGCUUUCCGGGUCAUGUGGCCAGCAUGACUAAAUCGCUUCUGGUGCAACAGUACGCCGUGACAGAAACCAGAGCACAUGGAAAUGCCAUUUACCUUCCCGCCGCAGCAGUACCUAUUUAUCUACUUGCACUGGCAUGCUUUCGAACUGCUAUGUUGGCAGGAGCUGGGACAGAGGAACAGGAGCUCACCCCAUCGUGGGGAUUCGAACCGCUGACCUUCUGAUCAGCAAGCCCAAGAGGCUCAGUGGUUUAGACCACAGUGCCACCCGCUAACCCCCUUCAGGUAAACACUUCUCCAGGACUUUCCAUCCUCUAUGAAUGUUCUGGCUCCCACUGGAUUAAGGACUCAGACUCAGAUUAGUGCUCAAUGCAUGAAGGUCUGACAGAAGCCUACAGCUGUGGGGCUUGCAUGUGUACCCCUGACCCCCUACACACUUUUAACCCUCCUGUGCUUCAGCAACCACAAAUAAGGCCUUUCUCUCUUAAGGUGCUUCAGAGACAGAAAAAUAGUGUGGGUGGCAAUCACUUCACAAAUUUAUUAUUUAUUGCAUUUAUAUCCUACAUGUCUUCCAAGAAGCUCAAGGUGGUAUAUAUAGUUCUCUUCCUCCCUAUUUCAUCACCACAACAACCCUGUGAGGUAGGUUAGGCUGAAAGACUGUGAUCGGCCCAAGCCCAUCCAGUGAGUUUCAUGGAUGAACAAGGUUUUAAUGUCCUUGUAUAGCACUCUAACCACUGAAAAAGGUAGUUUUGGCCUAUCAAAUGCCAGCAUGUGGCUCCCAGGAGAGUUUAUAUGAGGAACAUGAAAAAGGUUGCCCAUUCCUGGCUUACAGAUACAGAGUUGUAGCCAGCUAAGUCCUACUCUGAGUAGACCCAUUGAACUUAAUUGGCCAAAGUUAAUCAUUAAUUUCAGUAGGUUUACUCUGAGUAGAACUAAUAUUGGAUGCAACACCCAGUUCUACAGAAAUAUUCCUCGUCUCAGCUUCUGCUCCCUGAGAUGCAAGAGAGCAAAUUAAUUCUCUCUAAUUGGAGCUUCACUGAAGUAUUCAGAAAUAAGGAAUGAAGCUGGUAUGAGCGAUUCAUCCUAGUUAAAAUGGAGCCGUGGAAUAAGAAAAAAAAGAAACGUAGAAGGCAACAGAGGCCAAUAGAGUUUAAGUAGACAUUUCAAGGAUAAAGAUUAAUAUAAACUAUCAGCAGGGAGGCUGUUGCAAGAUACAAACAAGCUGUUAAGGUGGAGAAUUUAAGGAUUCCUACAAAUUAGUAAUGCAAGGAAGGAUAAUUAAAGGGGGGGAAGCAGCUGUUUGCUUGGAGAAAAAAAAUAUUUUCAUGGCCACCGACAGAAUUGACUGUGCAAAAAUAAAGCAAAACAAAAAAUGAAACAAGGAGGAGUGAAAGGCUAAGAACACAACCAUCUUUUCAAAGUGGAGAUAUUAGUGGAAAGGAAACAUGGAAAUGGAGAUAGAAGUGAGAGACUUGGGACAGAGUAGAAACAGCCACAGCAUAUGAGGGAGACCAAGAUGAUAAAGGAUCUGUAAACCAAGCCUUUUGAGAAAUGGUUGAGGGAGUUGAAGAAGAGGGGACUGAGAUGUGAUAUGAUAGACAUCUUCAAAUAUCUGAAGGGCUGUCAUAUGGAAGAUGGAGCAAGUUUGUUUUCUGCUGCUCUGGAGGGGAGAACCUGAACAGAUGGAUUCAAAUGACAAAAAUGGAAAUUCUGGAUUACUUUCUAAGGGAGUGUAAGAGCUGUUUGACAAUGGAAUAGACUCCCCAGAGGGUUCUGGACUCUUCUUCAUUGGCGGUUUUUAAACAGAGGCUGGAUGGCCAUCUGCCAGAGAUUCUUUAGCUGUAAUUCCUGCACUGCAGAGGGCUGGACUAAAUUCCUCUCAGGGGUACCUUCCAACUCUUCAGUUCUAUGAUUCCAGGAUACCCAUAGCUAUUUCCAUUGCCAAGAAAUGGCGACAGCCCAAAUGAGGUGGUGGAAGCAGGCUUAGAGCUGUCCUAGCAAGCUUUCUGUUGGAGUAAUGUUAGGAUCCUGGACAAGGCCUGGGGUGCUGGUCAGUGCUUAAGAGCAAGGCUUUGGACCAUGGACAGGAGAGCUUAAGGUAAGAACAGGAGAGAAGUUGCUUCAGUACAGUGGUACCUCGGGUUACGUACGCUUCAGGUUACAGACUCUGCUAACCCAGAAAUAGUACCUCAGGUUAAGAACUUUGCUUCAGGAUGAGAACAGAAAUUGUGCUCCGGCGGCACAGCAGCAGGAGGCCCCAUUAGCUAAAGUAGUGCUUCAGGUUAAGAACAGUUUCAAGUUAAGAACGGACCUCCAGAACAAAUUAAGUACUUAACCUGAGGUACCACUGUAUUGACUUGUUGCAGCUGCCAGAGCCUUUUCAUCUUGCCUGGUGGGUCCAGACUGAAGCUCUGUAUGGGAAAUAUGAGGAAGAGGUGUUGUGAUCACAAGGAGAUUGUGGCAUUUCAACAGGUUGUCUCUUUGGGACUUAUGCAGGGCAACUGUAUUAACCUGAAAUUGCUUAGCUAAUAAUAGAAUAAGAAUGUAAGAAGAGCCCUACUGGAUCAGCCCCAUGGCCCAUUUAGUCCAUCCUGUUCUCACAGUGGCCAACCAGAUGCCUGUCGGAAGCCCCCAAGUAGGACAUGAGUGCAAGAGCACUCUGCCCGCCUGCAAUUUCCAGGAACUGAUAUUCAGAGGCUUACUCCCUUUGACAGUGAAGGUAGAACUCAGCCAUUGUGGCUAGUACUCACUGAGAGCCUUGUUCCCCACCAAUUUGUCUAAUCCUUUUAGGAUGCAUCCUUUAAAGAGGUAAUUAUGCAUAGAAAUGUAUGAUGUCACUGGAAAGGGGUGUGGUCUUCUGGUAAGACCACAGUCAUAUGGGUGAUGGGAUUCCUUUAAAGGCCAUCACAAUAAGGCACUGGACAGCUGCCCAGGCGUCAUUGACGUAGGAGGUCACCAUAGGAGUAAUGAGCUAUCACCCUUGGCUACUGGCCAGUCUUUUGAAGUCACCAGUCAGGGGAGUGGAAAGGUUUGGUGGCAUCAUCUUGAUUAGCCUUUGGCUAAUUAAACAAUCUAUGGCAUUUCAAACUGUGAGGGAGGGUGGUUAUCCUUUUUUGUUACUAGGUAAUGUAUUUUUGUGUUACAGUGGUACCUCUGGUUGCGAACGGGAUCCGUUCCAGAGCCCCGUUCGCAAAAUGAGCAGAAUGCAACCCGUGUCUGUGGGCCGGGAUUCGCUGCUUCUGCACAUGCGCGUGAUGUCAUUUUGCGUGUCUGCAGAUGCGCGAGCGGCCAAACCUGGAAGUAACCCUUUCCGGUACUUGGCCGCGGGAUGCAACCUGAAAAUGUGCAAACGUAACAAGAGGUAUGACUGUAUUAUAUUGUAAACUGCCCUGUUAUCCUCAGAUGUCAUUAUUCAAUAAAGAAGAAGAAGAAGAAGAAGAAGAAGAAGAAGAAGAAGAAGAAGAAAAACCCAGUAGUGCCCUUGCUUAA